GUUGAGGAUUUUAAGACGGCGAUGAAAGGGCUGAGGUUGCGGCGACGGGGGCGUCCAGCGGCAUCUCCACUCCCCCAAGGAUGGCGGAAUCAGGCCGUUGUCGGGCAGCUCUCGACCCGGAAGUCGCUCGCGGCGCGAGGCCCCCGUUGCCGAGCGCGGGCGCGGGGGGCGGAGCUCGGCGGAGACGGGGAAGGGGUAGCCGUGGCUGCCGGUCCUCGAGUUGGGGGCUGCCGCGGACACUGCUAGGCAGACGGCGAGUACCGAGCGCGGGUGGCCGCGGUGUCCGUGGGCCACGCUCAGCUGCGGUCAGAGGCGACAUGAGUGCCGCGGGGCUGCUGGCCCCGGCCCCGGCCCAGGCUGGAGCGCCGCCGGCCCCCGAGUACUACCCCGAGGAGGAUGAAGAGCUGGAGAGCGCCGAGGACGACGAGCGCAGCUGUCGGGGCCGCGAGUCGGACGAAGACACUGAGGAUGCUAGUGAAACUGACCUGGCAAAGCAUGAUGAAGAAGACUAUGUAGAAAUGAAGGAACAGAUGUAUCAGGACAAACUGGCUUCUCUCAAGAGACAGUUGCAACAACUGCAAGAAGGUACAUUACAGGAAUAUCAGAAGAGAAUGAAAAAACUAGAUCAGCAGUACAAAGAGAGGAUACGGAAUGCAGAACUCUUCCUCCAGCUGGAAACUGAACAAGUGGAACGAAAUUACAUUAAAGAAAAGAAGGCAGCAGUGAAAGAAUUUGAAGACAAGAAGGUUGAGCUGAAAGAGAACCUGAUUGCUGAGCUAGAAGAAAAGAAGAAAAUGAUUGAAAAUGAAAAGCUGACAAUGGAACUGACUGGAGAUUCUAUGGAGGUGAAACCUAUCAUGACCAGAAAGUUGCGGAGGCGACCAAAUGAUCCCGUCCCCAUCCCAGACAAGAGGAGGAAACCUGCUCCAGCCCAGCUAAACUAUUUGUUAACAGAUGAACAGAUCAUGGAGGAUCUGAGAACAUUAAAUAAGCUUAAGUCACCCAAGAGACCAGCAUCUCCAUCCUCUCCUGAGCACUUGCCUGCGACACCCGCGGAAUCUCCAGCCCAGAGGUUUGAAGCUCGGAUAGAAGAUGGCAAACUGUACUAUGACAAAAGAUGGUACCACAAGAGCCAGGCCAUCUAUCUGGAGUCAAAGGACAACCAGAAACUGAGCUGCGUGAUCAGUUCUGUAGGAGCCAAUGAGAUCUGGGUGAGGAAGACAAGUGAUAGCACCAAGAUGAGGAUCUACCUGGGCCAGCUUCAGCGCGGGCUCUUCGUGAUCCGCCGGCGCUCAGCUGCUUGACUUUCUACAGUGCUCUUCUCUUGACCCUUUUUCUGGAGUGGGUUUUAUUUUUGUUUUGUUUUGUUUUCUCCUUAAUAGAAAAAUGUUAACUUACUGGGAAUAGCUACUCAGCCUUGGAAAUGGAGAGCACUGUAGUGAAUUCUUUAAGGCACUUUUGUGGCCGGACGCUUCCAACUUUGUCAGUCUUUUCUGCCUCAACUUCUUCCAGACAUCAGUCACCAUGAGACUGUUUUACUUUCAGGCGUAUUGGGGGGUUUGAUUUACUUUCCUUUUAUUUCUUUAUUUUUUGCUUAUACUUGUUUUUGAAAACCUCCUCUGAGUUUGAAGGGACAGCUAUUUUUAUUGAUUAUCUUUAAGUCUCUCUACCAUGGAGAAGAGCAGGAAGGGAUACACUCUCCAGUGCAUUUUCAUGUUUUGAAUCUGAUUAGUGGAUCAUGUAGCUACUUUCCCUGUCGAGUCCAAUUCACUAUUUCCCCAGAAGCUUGGGGCAGAGGUCCUAGCAGAAGGAGAUGAAUUCUCGUGGCUCUCGGCCUUCUCGGAGAAAUAAAUGCUUUGUGUAACAUCUGCGCACACCAUCCAUUCCGCUGGCUGAGCUAUGGAAAAGCUUGCCUGGAAGACUAUGUGCACUGAAGUAAAUGGGGUUGGGGGAGGGGACAUUUCAUAUUUAUAAUGUGCUGAAGGUACCAUAUUUUAAAUGUUAUUUAAUGCAGGUGAUUUAUUCAAACAUUUGUUCUAACUUAAGCUGGAAUAAGCAGUGGUCAUUUCAGAAGUUUUCAUUUGUAAUUCCUUCCUCUCCCUUGUUCCCAAGUAGGUAGUAGUAAGUAUGUGCCACAGGCUGAUUAUCUGGGUAAUCUCUUACGGGUGGGAGGUGAGAUUGAUAGUGCAAUAAUCAGUGAUCUAUAGACCCUCAUGCACGAUUCAAGUUUCACUCUUGUGGCUGAUGCCAUUAUUGCACAUUGGCCAUUCCAAACCUGUGGAGAACUUUGUUGUCAGGCCCUGAGCACUCACAGCUUUAUUUGGCCCAGGUUGAAGACAAGGAAAGCUCUGCUGUGGCUGCCUCUGGACUGACACCCUCCCUAAUGAGUCCUGAUGAAACAGCCUUUCCUACAUCCUUCCCUCACUCCCAUGAUUGGAGAAAUGAUUCACUGGGUGAUGAGUGUUGGGGUUUUCUAUACUCAUGUUGCCAUCUUGAGAUGUUUAAAAAAUUUGGGGUUAGAGCAACUGUUAGCAUCUCUAUGAGCAAUCAGUAGAACUUACACAUUCUAGGAAAUCUUUCUUUGUAAGUAAUUCUUUUGGUCUCAAGUGAUUCUCUUCAUGUUGUCUCUUGAUGUACAUACCCCCAAGCAAGUUGGGGGGACUGUGAUGACAAAUCACCUUCUCUGAAGUUCUGGCUCUGCAGAGACCAAACCUUACUGACUUGUACAGACUUGUACAAGUAAAGACUUAUACAGAUAGAUUUUUGUUUUAACUUACAAUCCGUUUUUUCCUCUUUUUUUUUUUUUUUUCUGGUGUUGGAGUCUUAUUUAGAAAACAGGAUAAAUGACACUGUUAUCAAAAGUUGCCUGGGGUUCUGUAUUUCUUCUCUGCCCUCCAAUCCCCGACUGCUAUGAUGUUUACUACAGUGAACCCAGCCCAUGGUAAACACAGGCUUCACCUGUUCUUGUUUGUUAGCCUUGGCUGUGAGGCAGGACUUCCCUCACUUGAACUGUUACACAUACGAUGUGUGUGUCACAUCACAUAUUGUGCAGCUGUUGGUUUUCAUGUAGUGCCCUGCGAUGGAAAUUAGAUAUAUUUCAUGUAUUUUUCCAUUGAAGGUGGAGUUUUUCAAUGAUCAUGUGUUUUGUCCUCCUAAACAGUAUACCAGAGUUUGUUUUUAUUGUUGAGGAUUGUAUUGAUAACCACUGGGGUUCUGCAUUGAAGCAGCAACAAAUUGCCUCUUUUUCUGGCCUUCUCUGGUGGGACCUCUGUGCUUUUGUGAAGCAACUAUUUAUUUGAAGACAAGGGUAUGGGCACUUUUGCCUUCUCUCCUCUCUGACUUUUGAAGGUAUUGAGGGCACCCUUAGUCAUAGUCUCGACUCCACCAUUGCCUUCUCCUCGGCGUCCUCACAACUCUUAAUUGGGCCUAGUGAAAAUGGGGGCAGGUGAGAAGUCCAUUUUGAGAAUCAGCAUAGUAAAUUACAUUUCUAAUCCCAGAGGACUUAAUAUUUUCUUUUGUCACCCCAGAGGUGAAAAAUCAGCAGUUGAAGCCUGACAGACCUCAGUGGUGACCAGGAACAGAAGCAGCCUUCCUGUUAGUAGAUGGGGGUACUUCUGUGGUGGGCAGAGCCUUACUAAAGGGGAAGACAGACUUUGAGGUUUCUAGACGAGAAGGAGGCUAGCUUCUAGCCUGGGUGGCCAUUAUUCCAAAAGGUCUUUGUCUCUCACUAGACCCCAGGGCACCAGAUGAAUUUCCAAGUUUAAACUCUUUCCUGCAAGUGAUUACUUUGAAAAAGGUUGGUCCAGACCAUUCUGAUCAAGAACCUGUAUAUGUGUUGUGUUAGAGGCAUCUGCCUCAAGUCUAUGUACAGUGUUUGCUGAGGGUGUGUUCCAGUAUUCAUUUUACCUCUGCUUGGGGGUUUUGUGUGUUCCCCUCCCCCCAUGCCCUGCCUACCCCCUUUUCCCUGAACCAUGUCCUUUUGAAUAAUUUCCAGAUGGAUUUCUGUAGCCAUACCAAAGCCAGGGUGUUUUCAUUCAUGCGGAUACUAGUAUUUAUAGAUGUCUGACUACCUAACUUAAUUUUUGUUUUUGAACUUCUAAUUGGGGCCAGUGUAAGAUCGAUCCCAGAGGCUGAUCUGCAAAUCAGGCUACAUGUAUUUGUGUAUAAGACCCUGUGUUCAGGACUGGGUGACUUUUCUAAGAAAUAUGGGGUUUAGAAUGGGGUUGACUGUAUUUUUUAACCUAAUUCUGGAGAGAAGAUUGUAUUUUUUACAGUUUUUUGGGUUUGGCUUCCUUCUAACAUUUCUUUAGCCUUGAAUUUUUACUAAAUAAAUUUCCUCCUGAUUAAAUUUUUUUUUCUCAUCUGGGAAUUUGAAAUCUCGGUGCUUACUGUUACACCAAUUUGUCCAAAGAGUUGAAAUCACUUUAAUGCCAGAACAUGGUAAAUUUGCAGCCAUUUCAAGCAGGUGGUGGUCUUUUUUUAUAACAUCGUUAAUGGGUACCAUUAAAUAUUCUGAGAGGUGAAUGUAAAAUAUAAAAGGUAUAGGGUUUUUUUUUUUUUUAAAGAAAACAAUAAACUUUCAAAAAGAAAA
Gorilla gorilla gorilla (western lowland gorilla) is the source of this 4591-nucleotide messenger RNA. RefSeq names its product SDS3 homolog, SIN3A corepressor complex component (gene SUDS3). The transcript is spliced from 12 exons. NCBI's taxonomy places the organism in Eukaryota, Metazoa, Chordata, Mammalia, Primates, Hominidae. The coding region runs from base 81 to 1304 and encodes 407 amino acids. The record is from RefSeq and is a predicted model, not a curated record.